ACCUGCACCAACGACACAGGAAAGAAGCCGCCCGUAUCUCUCACGGUUUCACCGCAAAAACGAAUCAUUCUCCGAGACAUGAAUUGACGUUGCGACUCCUACCUUGGACCUUCAGCAAAGAACCUGCCGAUCUACUCUGUACCCAUCGUUAUCGCUUCUGGUCCUGAUUGUCCCUCCGAUGCGCCGGCUACAAUAGCAGUUCACCUGGCCUCGAUGCCGACGAUGGCAGAGAUCGCUAGCGACCGCGCUGUCGACCCUGACGCGCAGGCUGCCGUGACGGAUUUCCUCGACUAUACUGAAUAUCUCCCUUCCGAUCUCAUUCGCUCUCUGACCCUCAUCCGCGGCCUCGAUGACACUUAUCUAAACAAUUCUCUAGUGCUCCAUAACCUCACCAAGCUCUAUGGCUCUCUCCCAAACCUUGCGCCUCCCUCCCGCCCGAAUGCCCAAGAACUCCGCGGUCAAAUAUCCACGAGUCUGGAUCAAGCCCUGAACGCUCGGGAAUCUGCGUAUGCAGAAGCCUGUCGUAUGUUCGACGUCGUGGAUCGACAUCAGAACAGAUUGAAAAGCAUCAUCGCCAAAUUGAAUGCCAUACCAAAGCCUCCAUCGCGGGAUCCAACUCCUCAGCCAACACCCUCCACGCAGGUCAAGCGGUCUCGGAGCGGAAGAAAGAUUGAUGCUGGUGCGUCGACGAGACUGACCCUACACCCCCCUCGUGGCAAUGCCGUCGCCUCUGCAAUCCUCAAAAGACCCCGUGGCCGCCGUGUCACUGUCCCCGGAGAUGUCAUGCCACCGUUCGAUCCCGACUCCCCCAUCGCAAGUACUGAAGUCUCGGAUUGGGAAUCUCCACCACCUUCACCUCCACGCCCAGUUCUCAAGCUCAAACAACCUAAGCCAUCGGCACCACCAAAGAACUCGAAACAAAGACCUCCGCCACUUGACGAAAAGACUCGUGAAUCUCGAGAAGCAACUGAGCCUUACCACAAGCCAACCCCUCCGCCUGAAGAUGCUGAGAUCGGAAGCAAGUGGAGACCGUGGACGCACCUGACUGAGUUCGAGAUGUACAAGCUUCGGAAGAAGAUGAAGAAAAACCAUGCUUGGGAGCCUAGCGAUGUUAUGAUCAGACGCGAAUUGGCAGACCGUGGCAGAGGUUGGGACAAUUACUACCGGGCAAAGGCAGAAGCCCAGGCGAAUGGGACCAGGUUCAUCGACAUCGAUAGCAUCGAAAAAUUGACCCCGAAAGCUGAGAGGCCUGACAAGCCGGAAAAUCUUGAUCAAGUUGAAAGCGUGGAAAAGCCAGACACGUCGGAGACAGUGGGAAAGGUUGAGGAGGUGGACGUCCCAGCGCCAGCGCCAGCGCCAGAGCCCGAGGCUCUGGAGAAGUCUGAAGAGUCUGCCGCUGCCGCUACCGUUGCCACCACCGCUGCCACCACCGCUGCCGCCAGUGGGACGCCUGCCCCAAAAAGCAAAUCAUCAAAGAAAAAUGAAAAGAAAGAGAAGAAGCCUGAUCCUGCGCGGUCGCAAGCAGCACUCGCAGCCCAAGAGGCUGAACUUGCCGCCCGAAGACUAGGAGAUAUUGGCUCCAAGUUUCGCACUCUGUUCACAACUCCAUUCACCUCAGCCCUUGCGUCGCUAAGCCGAAGUGCCAGUACCCCGAUCGCUAACCGGCCAACUACGACAGGGAAAAAGGGUACAGAAAAGACGUCCAAGAAGCGAAAAGCAGAGGACACGCCAACCUCAUCGGUCUCCCCGUCAGCAGAGCCAGAAGCGGCAAGGAAAAAGCAAAAGAUUGCGCCUAAGCCGUCGCCUCUUGCGGCCAGUCCCAUCCCAGUCGCAGCUCCUACAUCCCCUGCCGCUACGAGCAGCGAACCUCCUCCUUCCAUCAGUACAGGAUCCAUCAAAAUUCCACUGAAACUCAAUGUGGCUGCUGCGGUUGCAGCUCCAACCCCGGGAGUAGCUUCUGCGAGUGCAAGCAAGACACCAACCCCUGCACCGACGACCCGUGCUGCCAGUGUCCAGCGCAGCUCAGUCGCACCAAAACCAGAGGGUACGCCGCCAGCAUCAACAGCAACAUCCUCUCGACCUCCCUCACGACGCUCCGGCGCCGCUUCUGUGGAGCCUCAGUUGUCUGCUGCAAGAUCUAGCCGACGGGCAUCCAUGACACCUUCUCUCGCAGGAGGGCAGAAGACACCCGCCGAAAAAGAAGCACAAGGACCGAGUCCGAAAGCGAUCGCCACAGUUCCCACAGCAGCGAGCCACCGUAGCAAAAGAGACGCGCCGGGGAUGGUGACGCAGUCGAGUCAAGAUGGAGGCGCUGCUGUCAGCGUGAGCAAGCGCAAGACCAAGCCGGCCAAGAAGACGUCGUCCACAGCGCAGAUACCCCAGAUCAGGAUCGACGUUGAUGGAAGGCAAGAAAUUGUGGAUCCAGACGAGGAGCGAUAUUGUCUCUGUGGCGAUGUCAGUUGGGGGGAGAUGAUAUGCUGUGAGAUGGACGAGAAGUGUGACUACGGUCAAUGGUUCCACAUGGAAUGUGUAUCUCUGGUGGAAUUGCCUCCCCGUACCGUGAAAUGGUACUGUCCUGGUGACAGGAAGAAAUAUCACAAGGGCGAAACGACUAACGGGCUUGUGGGAAGGGGGAUCAAGUGAAUAUCGCCUGGAGGUGGGAUGAACGAAGUCUUGAGAGAUGAAUACGCAAGCACCAUGAGAGGCAUCAUGUUACUAUUCAAGCACUCUCCGGAGCUACCGCUGUCUGUAUUGGCAACGAGACUUGCUGGCUGCAAAGACACCAUCACUUGUGGUAGCUAUUAGCUGGCCACAACAUCCGGGUGUGAGAUUCUGCACGAUCGGCAUGUUCAUAGUGGUGAUAGGUCCAUUACCAACACCGACGCCAACAUCAACUCUAUUCAUGCAUAUCAUCCCGUGACUGUAUAGUAAGAGCAGGUGUUCGCAUUUCAGUAGUGCCUUGCUCCCCAAUCGAAGGGGGCGAAGUCAUUGCAUCAAGACACCUAUGGAGGUAUGGAGAUGGGG
Messenger RNA from Cladophialophora immunda, 3024 nucleotides. RefSeq lists its product as uncharacterized. Gene Ontology annotation, biological process: regulation of DNA-templated transcription. The record is from RefSeq and is a predicted model, not a curated record. Gene Ontology annotation, cellular component: Rpd3L-Expanded complex; nucleus; Rpd3L complex. The transcript has 2 exons. Bases 214 to 2643 code for a protein of 809 amino acids. NCBI's taxonomy places the organism in Eukaryota, Fungi, Ascomycota, Eurotiomycetes, Chaetothyriales, Herpotrichiellaceae.